AUGAAGCUCAACGUCAGCUACCCGGCCACCGGAGCCCAGAAGCUCAUUGAGAUUGAGGAUGAGCGCAAGCUGCGCGUCUUCAUGGAGAAGAGGAUGGGUGCUGAGGUUCCCGCCGACUCCAUUGGCGACGAGUGGAAGGGCUACAUUGUGAAGAUCACCGGCGGAAACGACAAGCAGGGUUUCCCGAUGAAGCAGGGCGUUCUCCAACCCGUCCGUGUCCGACUCCUCCUCUCCGACGGCCACUCUUGCUACCGCCCCCGCCGCACCGGUGAGCGCAAGCGCAAGUCCGUCCGCGGCUGCAUCGUCGGCAUGGAUCUCUCCGUCCUUGCCCUGUCGAUCGUCAAGCAGGGCGAGCAGGACAUCCCCGGCCUGACCGACGUUGUCCACCCCAAGCGCCUCGGCCCCAAGCGCGCCACCAAGAUCCGAAAGUUCUUCGGCCUCACCAAGGAAGACGAUGUCCGAAAGUACGUCAUUCGACGUGAAGUCCAGCCCAAGGGCGAGGGCAAGAAGCCUUACACCAAGGCCCCCAAGAUCCAGAGACUCGUCACCCCCCAGCGUCUCCAGCACAAGCGUCACCGGAUCGCACUCAAGCGCCGCCAGGCUGAGAAGGUCAAGGACGAGGCCAACGAGUACGCUCAGAUCCUGGCCAAGCGCGUUGCUGAGGCCAAGGCACAGAAGGCCGAUCUCCGCAAGCGACGAGCAAGCUCUAUGCACAAGUAG
This is a messenger RNA of Thyridium curvatum, 720 nucleotides long. RefSeq lists its product as uncharacterized. The transcript is spliced from 4 exons. Gene Ontology annotation, biological process: translation. Gene Ontology annotation, cellular component: ribosome. Bases 1 to 720 code for a protein of 239 amino acids. NCBI's taxonomy places the organism in Eukaryota, Fungi, Ascomycota, Sordariomycetes, Thyridiales, Thyridiaceae. The record is from RefSeq and is a predicted model, not a curated record. Gene Ontology annotation, molecular function: structural constituent of ribosome.